Molecule: messenger RNA, 2287 nt
Organism: Westerdykella ornata
Lineage: Eukaryota; Fungi; Ascomycota; Dothideomycetes; Pleosporales; Sporormiaceae
Exons: 4
Coding region: 119-1906 (595 amino acids)
Molecular function (GO): metalloaminopeptidase activity; manganese ion binding
Source: RefSeq, a predicted model, not a curated record
CCGGUACACUCCCGGGUCAUUCAAUUAAGCUGAGAGGAGAUUUCGGAAGCGUUCAUCUCCUCCGUAUCCUCCGUUGUUUCUUCUCCACCGUUCUUUUCCUCUCUACGGAAUCGUAAUCAUGGCGGGAUCUAUUGAUCCAGUUGAAUUGGCAAGCCGGCUGUCUGAGAAACAGAUGGAUUGCUGGCUACAUAUGGAAUCAGAGACCCCAUUGAACAAGUAUCCCGCAAAGCAACAUGCCAGAAGAGUCGCAACUGAACUCGGCGUUUCGGCAGGGCUGUUAAUACUCCACGGGGAGAUAGCUCGGAACAACAAAUACAGCGACAUGCCGGCCCCAUUUCGCCAGAAUCGUUAUUUCUACUACCUCACUGGGUGCAACGAGACCGACUGUCAUGUGACAUACGAUAUCGAGCAAGACUCCCUCUCGCUCUAUAUCCCCAAGGUGGACACUUCACGAAUUAUCUGGUAUGGUCGCGGCUCUACCAUUCCCGAGGCAUUGGACAAGUAUGAUGUGGACUAUGUCCACCACAACGAGCGGCUACAACAUCACACCGACCGGUAUCUCCGUGACUACCCCGGCGUUCUAUAUCUACUCGAUCCCAAGGAGUGUAGUCAAAUUAUACGUCCUGAUGACAAGAGAUGCGAUGUGCAGUCUCUCCUCCCUGCCAUGAAUCGUGCCCGCGUAAUCAAGGAUCAGCAUGAGAUCGACCUUAUCAGAAAAGCCAAUAAAAUCAGCUCUCAAGCACAUGUAGAGGUGCUCGCGAAUAUUCGAAAGUUCACAAACGAGGCCCAAGUAGAGGGGAGGUUCUUAGACGUGUGCGUCUCAAACCACGCAAGGAAACAAGCAUACGAUAUCAUUGCUGGGUCCGGUCCGAACGCUGGCACAUUGCACUACGAUGCGAAUAACGAAGACUUCGGUGACCGUCUACUCAUGUGCCUCGAUGCCGGUUGUGAGUGGCAGAACUAUGCCAGUGACAUCACUCGCACCUUCCCCUUGACUGGGAAAUGGACGAAAGAAGGCAGGGCAAUCUACGGCCUGGUGGAGCGUAUGCAAAGCUAUUGCAUUGAGAAACUCAGACCAGGAGUCAGAUAUCUGGAUCUUCAUAUUCAAGCGCACCAGAUUGCAAUCGAAGGCUUGCUGAAACUGGGCAUCUUACACAAUGGGACUCCAGAAGAGAUCUACAAGGCUGGGACGAGCAGGGCCUUCUUUCCCCAUGGGCUCGGUCAUCAUAUUGGUCUCGAGGUACAUGAUGUGGGUCACUCAGAGCUGAUGAGCGGCUUGAGCACAGCUGAGAAGGAGGUCCCCUCUUUGUUUCCCCAGGAUUACCACCUCUCCGUUUACGAUCCAGCGCUCUGUUUCGCACCUGCAACACCGAGAAGUGGUCCUCUCCAGGAAGGCAUGGUCCUCACAGUUGAACCAGGCAUCUACUUCUCCGCCUACGCACUCAAACUGUAUUCGAAACACCCAGUCCACAGGAAGUACAUCAACGUGCCUGUUCUCAAGAAAUACAUGUCUGUAGGCGGUGUCCGGAUUGAGGACGACAUACUCAUUACUCGCGACGGCCACGAAAACCUGACCACGGCACCGAAAGGUGAAGCCAUGCUGCGUAUCAUCAACGGCGAGGAGACACCAGACUUGGACGCCAUUUGUUCGUCGGCCUCAUCUCCCCAGCGUAGUACCGUAGCACCUCAAUUAACCGAAGAGAACGAGGAGAAGGAGGAAUCGCUAGUACCCGCACCAGGUAUCUCGCGGAGCCGGUUAUGCCUUCGCUGUCGUGUUUAUCGAGCCUCUCACAAUACCGAUUGCUCUGAGGAUUCGCAUUCGUAUGAGCAAAUGAAGAUUCCCAUUCGUAGGAGCGAAUCAAUAGGGUUAAACUUUCUACAGCGGGGAGAAGGGAGCCGACGAUAAUACAGUGAUGAGGGCUCAGGGCCCUUCGUCGGGAUGAUCACCGCGACAGCCGCAGAGCCAUUAAUGGAGUUCCAGCCGUUCGAUUUCGAAGUUCGGUCCCACUCAUUGGAUCGGUAUCUCAGUUAAUUUAGGCAAUGAUCAGCUUUCAUCUAGCAGUACGUACUGUUAUGCCAGCGCAUUUGGUAUGUGAGGCUGUGCCUCGGAUAUAGGAUGUUGAGCUACGGGGAAGGCGGAACCUCCUUAAUCUUAUCGGCAAAGCAUGAAGUUUUUCGAUGCCAUGAUUUGGGCGUCUAUGAUGCGAAUGGGAGGGUGAAUGUUUCUACACGUACAAUUGCAACGCCAUUGUAUAAGGUCUCUAAUCGGUACUAAGUCCAUUUAAAC